UUCAAUGCGCGUGUGUUGAAGCAGAACUGUGGUGUAAGUGGCGGAUGAGAGGGAGCUGAUUGCGCCAUGAUUUCGGCUGAGGCCUUUUCAGGAACCUCGCGGGAAGACCGCGACCAGAAGUAAUAAGCCAGAAUGAAGCUUCAAAAAUCACUGGGAGUAUCCAGGUCUUUGUGGGGAGUUUGGAUUCUUGUAUUGGAAUGGAAUUAGGGAACAAGCUUGAGAGGGUGAGGCUCAAGAUGAGCAAGGAUUCUUAUCUUAUCGCCGAACUGACUUGUCGGCGAAUUAGUGGAGUCUCGAGGGUUGAAUCGAUGACAUAGUUGCCAUCUUGGGUCAAUUUCCUCCUUGCUUUCCUUCAAUAUCAUCCUUUCAACUAACAAGAAUGUCUAAAAACACACAUACAGAUGUUCUACUGGUGAGCUUUCAUUUUUCUUAUUGUUAUUUAGAAAUUCCCUUCUAUCCGCCAAGAGUCCUUUAAUGAGCUUAGAUCUUGAUCUUGGCCGUCUGGACUGUCAAACGCAGAAAACUUAGUCUUCUCAUUUGAAGGUUAACUUUAUGGUUAAUCUCCUUACUCGGGAGGGAAUUAAUUUCUCUGAAGGAGUCUACAGUUUUGAAUGGGAAAACGAGUUACGCCCAAACGAUUUCUUCGUCUCGCAAAGCACAGACUAAAGCACGUAUUCAGAAUGAACAUCACUGAUAUCGAUAGGCAGGAGCAUUUGCAGCAUUCAGCGUUGAUUUACUAGUCUAUCCUUUGGACACUUUGAAAACGCGACUUCAAAGUCAGGACUACCAAAAAAUCUACAUUGAUGCUUCUAAAAAUGCUAUCAACCGAAGACUUCUCUUUAGUGGUCUCUACCAAGGAGUUGGUAGCAUAAUUUUGAUUACAAUACCUUCCUGUAGGUUUUCCGAUCGUCGCUUAGGAAAACAAGAGCUUUUGUCAAAUAUACAGUGAAUAAAAGAUAAAUGCUAAAUGACCAACUAGCUGGAGCAUUCUUCACAACAUAUGAAGCUGUGAAAAGCGGCUUCAACAAAAUCAAUCCAACUCGGAAUGAUUCAUCAUCACCAUUGUUUCCACAACCACUCGUCCACAGUGCAGCAUCAUCUAUUGCGGAGCUCGUGUCAUGCUUUAUCCUAACUCCCGCAGAAGUCUUGAAACAAAAUGCUCAGAUGAUCCGCAAACCGAGUACAGAAUCCAGCUCCAAAUCUUCGACUGUAUUCCGAUCAUCUGCGACUAUCCAAACUCUUAAGAGAUUCAAAAACCCAUCAAAACUAUGGAUUGGUUACACAGCACUCGCCGCAAGAAACCUUCCCUUUACAGCUAUGCAAUUCCCAAUGUUUGAGCAUAUGAAGGAAUCCAUCAAACAAUACAGGAAAGACAAAGGAAUAUUUACUGGCAGCCUGAUCGAGACUUCGAUUACUACUGCCGUGAGUGCUGGAAGUGCUGGAAGUAUUGCGGCCAUCAUAACAACCCCAAUCGAUGUUGUAAAGACCCGAAUAAUGCUUUCGGCCGCGAGUGAAAAGGAGACAAUAGAGAACAUCCAAAAUGUCAAAGAUCAACCACCUGAGAAGCAGGCUCAGAUGAGAGGUAGCUCCAAAAAGAGUGGCUUGGUAGUCGGGCGUGAUAUUUUCAAGGACCAAGGGAUGAAGGGGUUGUUUCGUGGAGGGACUCUCAGGGCUGCAUGGACAGCUCUGGGAAGCGGACUCUAUCUUGGUGUUUAUGAGACUGGCCGAGUAUGGCUAGGUGACCGACAUGAAAGCACUGGUGGCAAUGACCUAUAAAUUCCGAUGCAGCUUGGAGUGGUACUGGGCUUGACUUGUGGUGUUUUUGACACAUAACAACAGUGGUUGGUCGGUUUCUGAUCGCUUAUUCGCAUCCCUCUGUUCUACAGUCAAAACCAGCCUCGGAUGGUAGAGAAAAGUAUCUCCCCAGUGGGAGCCAUUAAAGCGAAUCGUUGAAAUUUCAUUUUUUGAACUACCGAGGUACUGUACCAAGGUACUUCUUCUGCGCAUAAAGGUGCAGCAGGAGUCGGCCGGAUGCCGAAAUCGAGAGGUGUGACCCCGUCACCAUGUUGCAUAUAUGUCGGCGGUGAGGCUCGGAAGCGAGCAAGAAAUGAGGGAAAUCUUGGUGGUACUGAGAGCGCACUCUGUCUCAUAGAUAUAUGAUGAUUGCGUUGUGGAAGUGUUUUUGGUCAAGGUGGGCGGUGAGUCGUGUUGAGGAACCACCAAAGAUAAGUCGAGGGUUCCUAG
This is a messenger RNA of Hymenoscyphus albidus, 2244 nucleotides long. NCBI's taxonomy places the organism in Eukaryota, Fungi, Ascomycota, Leotiomycetes, Helotiales, Helotiaceae. The record is from the annotation of a GenBank genome assembly.